AUGGCCGGGAGAAGCGUGGUAACUUUUACAACCACCCACGAGCCCCAGAUACUCCCCGCGGCCACCGGGGCAACCGGUCAGUCGCAGUUCUCAGUCAACUCCCUGGAGCUUCAUCUAACCAUAACCACGGAAGAGGCCGAUGCUGGCCUCGCUGUAGCCGAAACAAUGGAACAGGCUAUUCGCAAGAUGCAGGCUGAAAUUGCCCUUGGCGACAACCGUAACGCAGCGAUCCAGCAGCCGAUACGAGCCCUGAAUAUGUCUCAAUAG
This is a messenger RNA of Penicillium mononematosum, 267 nucleotides long. RefSeq lists its product as uncharacterized. The coding region runs from base 1 to 267 and encodes 88 amino acids. The record is from RefSeq and is a predicted model, not a curated record. The transcript has a single exon. Lineage: Eukaryota; Fungi; Ascomycota; Eurotiomycetes; Eurotiales; Aspergillaceae.